AGAAUGGGGUUCCUUUUUCCUCUUUUGUUUUAAUAAUGAUAAGAUGAAUGAGAAGAGUUGUUGGUCUUAUUUUCCCUGAUUACUCGGAAUUAAAUUCUUAUUAUGGUUUGUGUGAAUGUGUGAAUAGAUUUGCCAGUUUAUUUCACAAGGGGAAAUCGGGAAAUCUUGUGUUCUGGGAUAUUUCACUUUGCCAUUGAAGCAUUAAUAUGGCAAGGUAAUAAUAAUAACAACAAGAAUCGGAAUAUAUUGCUUAAUAUUUUCUUUGCAAUUUGAUGCUUUCAUUGGGUUACUCUACAAUAUUGACCAGUGUUCCACUUGCCCCUUCUUAGCAAACUUUCUUUGGGGAAAAAAGAAUGGGCAAACAUUCAAAGAUGGAAGCUGUAUGUGAGAUGCUCUUUGUUAGGGCAACUGCACAAUAAAAGAUCCCUUGAAAUGACCCUGAUUCCAAUUAGUGAUUAGAAGCCUCAGAUUCUUUGGGUGCUUUCUGAGAAACUCAACUUGCGUUUGAUCUGGUCCCCAAAUUCUGCUGAGCCAUAACAUGGCACAUUUGAUUUUAGCAAUUAAGCAAUUUAGAAAUUAAGCAAUUUAUUGAAAUGGGUUAAAAAUUCAUAGUGGCUUAUUAUAGUUCAAUGUAUGAACCUGGUCCAAAAGCCUAUAGCUUUGUCCUGUCAUUUGACAGCACCCACCUGAUCUUGGAUGGGAAACCACCAAGUAGCAAUACAGGUAGCCUUUGACUUAUGACCAAAGUAGCACCAUAAAAUUUGUUGUUAAGUGAUGCAGUCAUUAAGUGGGGAAAUCACCUGACUGUACACAAUUUUACAACUUCUUUUUUGCCAUAGUUGUUAAGCAAGACUUCACAUUACUGUGACUUGCAGCCUUCCCUGCUGGCUUUCCCAUUGACUUGGCUUGUUGGAAGCCAGCGGGUAAUUCCAUGAUCAUGGGAUAUCGCAGCCGUCAUAAAUGUGUGACAGUUGCUAAGGACCCGAAUCACAAUCAUAUGAUUGCUGGGACACUGCAACAGUUUUAAGUGUGAACACCGGUUGUAAGUCACUUUCUUCAGCACUGUUGUAACUUUGAACAGUCAUUAAAUGAAUGGUUGUGAGUUAAGGACUGCCUGUACUAAACAUCUGCUAAAAAUAAUGACUAUAUGGACAAUAUGUACAAAUGUAGUGUUUGUGGACCAACAGCCCUAUGAAAAAACUACCAAGCAGAAAACAUUACCCCAUCUACACUGACAGGACAAGCAAGUUUAUAUAAAAGAAAGUGAACCCAAUUCUGUUCCAGCACUGAAGAUGUUAUCUACUCAAGCAAUUAAACAUCUGCAUGAAAACAACUCAGCUCAGAGAGCACCAGGACUCCAAAGGACAAUUCUGAGCUGCAUAUAUUCUCUUCCUUGCCAGUUCCCCACUGACAUUGGGGUUUCCCAUAUAGGCAUCAAAUGCUUCAGAAAGCGUAAGUAAGAGAAAUUUGCAUGCAAACAAACCUCUACCCAGGAACAGCUGUUCUUUCUGCAUGAAUGCCUACAAUAGCAUGUCCACAAGUGUCAGAUACAGACUCCAGUAAAUGGCACAACUGGAUGGAAACUGGCAAAGUGGGCAAAAAAUAAUAAUUAUAAUGAUCAUGGAUGUGCAUCUUAUAUUAAAAAAUAAUACCAGCAAACCAUAGAUAACAUCAAGGAGCAACUGAUGUCCCAGAAUUAUGUCCCAGAACAUGCAAUGUUGACAAUUGCCAUCAAGACUACAUUUCUAAGGCCAGCUAGAAUGAGGAAAGCGGAGCUUCAAAGCACACUGCUCAAACUAAACCCCAGGAGGAAAGAGAUACCUGAAUCCGACUGAGUUGUCAACUUGUCCAGCUGCCCACUAUUCACGACAAAACACAACACCCUACACAAAGGCUUCAAUUAUAACAUACUGUAAAUGAUGUCAAUUAGAAUUUUUUGCAGCCUUGGGAACAGCAUUUAAAACCACAGAAGUAUCACAGAAACCCAAGAGAAUGUAAGACAGAUGAUCAUAUCAGAGACAUAAGAACACAGAACUAGAGCCAGUUCAAAGCAGAGGACAGAGCCGCUCUCAAAAACCCAAAGAAAGACCAAACCAUCAUCAUCCUCCCAGCAGACAAAGGCGGUACCAUAGUUAUCAUGGUCAGAUCACAAAUGGAACUGCAUCUCUAUAAAUACCAACCCAGUGCAGAAACUAGAUGACCUGAUCAAGAGAACCCUUAAUGAGCUAAACACAAGAAGUCCAAUCAUAAAACAACAGUGGCAGAUGAAAAACAGUGAAUCCAUCCUUCCAUAUUUCCAUGAAUACCCCAAAUACACAAGCCCAAUAUACCUCUUUUGAGGGGUCUUUUGACUGCUAGUCUAGAACUGAUGAUGUUGCCUAAUUUGGGUAAUGAAACAUCUGCAAGAAAACUACCAAGCUCAGAGAGCACCAAGCACCUCUCAUUUCAACCCUGAGCUACAAAUAUUCUCCUUUAUUGAUACUUUUUUAUCCAACUGUAUCCAACUGUAUUGUUAUACCAGGGUCACCAAAGUACAACACAGGUAAAGAAUGGCUUGAACACUUCACAGAAGGGAGUGAAUGUUCUAUCAAAUCCUCACUACAGGACCUCCAGUAAUGGAGGAAAAUGAGAUAUGGUUUCAUUCAGUAUCAUAACGCUCUUUACAUCCAUAGAUCCAGAACUAAUGAAAGAAUCUAUGGCAGCAAUACUACAUAGCACACCUAGCCUUCAACUAAGGUUGUAUUACCCACAAAAAUGGACCUUAUCAACCUCUGCCUCUCUACCUACUUUCAGUUUGAUGGGCAAAUAUGUCAACAAAUCAGAGGAACACCCAUAGGAUCACCACUCUCAGGAGUCAUAUCAGAGACUAUAAUGCAGCAUCUAGAAACUAUAGUACUCCCACACAAUCAAAAGAAUGGGACUGGAAUGUAGACGAUACCUUUAUCAUAAUAAAAAAAGAGACAAUUAGAGAAGACACAUGAAACCAUCAAUAACAUCUUCAAAGGGAUAAAAUUUACAAGGCAAGAAGACGACAACCACACGCUACAUUUUGACAUCUCAAUCAGCAAAGAGAAUGGUAGCAAAUUAGAAACACAAGCCUAUCAAACAAGUGCUCCACCAUUAAAAUAAUAACCCAGCUUUGUAAGAACAUUAUUCAGAGGACCACAAGCACACUGCAGCAAGUUGGAGGAAACAGACACCAGAAGGAGGAAGCAGACUACCUUUACAUUUUCCAACAAAAUGAAAAAGGUUGCACUAAUGCUUCAGGUUGCAUCAAUGUAAACAAUGUCCUGAAUAUACAGAUAAAAAAAUAGAUACGUUUUUCCAUAUUUAACUAUUUUAAUUAGUUAAAGUUUCUGUCAAUAUGGGAAUGGGACUGUUAGCUCCUUGCUGGAAGGACAUUGACUCUUGAUGGCUGGGGUGAUGGAAGCUGUUGUAUAGCACAUCUGGGAGCCACCAGUUUGCAAAAAACAGUUGUAGAAAUUGCUUGGAUUCAACUUCUUUAUUUAAAAAAAAAACAUAAUUUUUACAGCUGACAGUUCCAACUGCUGGGUCCUGCAUGAAUAUUGACAUACUGCAUGCAUGAAGGUGUUUUUGAAUGUAGAGCAUUUCUUUCUUUUGUUUUACAUGUUUGAAUCCAGAUUGAGAAGCGAUGUAUUUCCAGGGGGGGGAAAAACAAUUUUUAGUAAUGAUUAUUAUUUCUAGAUAAAAUUAAUUGCAUGUGGUUAUAUAGAUAUGAAUCAAAUUGAUAACAUUCUUACUGCUUUAACCUGGGUAUCUGUGGAAGAGAUUGUCUAUGGUGGAGUUAUUUCUUUGGCUCAAAAAAUUCAUCUGGAACAACUUUUAGUGCCUACCAAAUCUGGUAGAUUUCUCUUUAAUCUGCAACCAGCUGAUUCCAUGAAAGUGUAUGAUAACAGGAAUAUGGCACAUCAAGAUAAUUUCAAGAUCAAGAAGGCUGUAUCUCUGUGAUACACUCCUCUAACAAUUGUAUUUUUAACUGACAGUUUAUGGGGGCAGGAAAAUGACCCAUUUAAGAAACAAUAAGCAACACUCAAGAGGAUUAUAUAAAAAUAGGUCAAUAGAGGAAGGACCUGCAACAGAUAAUCAGGCUGCAUCUGUUUACAUCUUGUAGACUCUGCUGGCAAAGCCAUAAAAUAUCUAUGUGGCAUGAGGUUAGAUUCAAGGGAGCUUGUUGAACAAAGUGCAUGACAUAAAUUAGACUACACUGAACAAGAGCAUGCCUUCUAAUCAAUUUCUCCCAAAUUACAGAUAUUUAAUCAUAUUGGAGUUUGUAGUAUUUGGUUUUUUUGUAGCUCAGUGAAAAUAUACAAUACUAUACAGUGUUUUUACUCUGACCUUGGACAACAUAAAGUAAAAAUAUCAACAAUAUGAAAUUAACAAUUGCAAUAUGUAUUAAUAGAAUUUCUAUGGAAGGUUGUGACAGAUAUGAACAUCUGUUUAAUUUAGAUUAUUCUGUAAUCCUUGGGGAUGGUAUGUUCAAAUCACAGAACCAGUUAGUUAAAAAAAAACCUAGUAUCUUGGUUAAGAAACCAAGUCUAGUAGUAAAAAAUUGUCUGUGCUUAAGUGAACUACUUUGGCGGGGGUGGGGUGGAGUGGGAGGAGUUGUCCCUAGUUUCUCAUAGAAAACCAUCAGUUCACAGAAACCCACCAUUUGGAAAACCAAUUGAAAAUGAUUGUCUGAAUCUUUUGUUAAGAAAUAGCUCUGUUUUCGCUGGAUAGCUUAUUCGUGUGAAUUGGCUUUGGAACCAGCAAUACAAAUAUUGAUCCUGAUUAUGUGGGUUCAGCUUAUCUUGAUCUAUCUAUUGGAUUGUCACUGAAGGUUAUGUCUCCAUGUGUAUCAGUUAUAGAAAGGAGUUGGGCCGAUGAUGUUAUUAGGAUGACUUGGGAUGAUGAUAUUACUAAUUCCUUGGUACUCAAUUGCGUUGAAACUCAUUGAAUUUGAUACUCAAUGCAUUUUGACUUGAAAAUUUUGUCCCAGCACUUGUUUGUUUGGUACUCAAUGCACAAACUAGAAAUUGUCAGUGUCACCUGCCUUGUGACUCAUUACAUUAUUCCUUAUGGAAAAAAUUAGUUUGGUACUGAUCGUUUUUUAUACUUAUCAUGCCUCCCGGAACCAAUUAAUGAUGAGUACCGAGGUACCACUGUAUUACUUCCUUUACCACAGCCCACAGGGCAACCGUCUCUACGUUUUGUGAUACAGCUCUCAGAAAACCUGAGGAACAGAAUCCAUGACCAUCUGUGUGUGUGUAUCAAAAUCUGCAAGAUGACCUUUUUCUAGGACAUUAUUUAAAAUGGGGAAAAGGAAGAAAGAGCCAAAAAGAAAAUCCAUUAACCUGGGCAGUGAAGCUGAUCAGUGGAUGUCUGUUUUACCAGAAAGUCUUUGGGCUGUACCUCUCUCUAAUCUGUCAUUACCAGGUAGUCAUGAUGCAAUGACAUAUUGUCUGGAUAAGAAGUCAGAAGUCAGUGCAAAUGGAUCCAAAUUGUUGCAGAUACUGGAUAAACAUAUGCAUUGCAUAGUGCACCCUAUUAUUUUGAGAUGGUCAAUAACACAGGAUCUGACUGUGUUGGAACAAUUGGAUGCUGGAAUUAGGUAUUUUGAUUUUAGAAUAGCUCACAAACCUGAUGAUCCUUCCAUGAAAUUAUACUUUGUUCAUAUGUUAUAUACAACAGUGGAAGUAGAGGUUGUUCUGUGGGACAUUUUACGAUGGUUGAGAAACCAUCCUUGGGAGGUUGUUGUUCUAGCUUUCAGAAAUUUUGAUGGCUUGGAUGAAAAUCAUCACAAUCAUUUGGUCUCCUGCAUAAUAAAUAAGAUCUUCAGUUCCAGAUUGUGUCCUAGAAAUGUUAUCCCAACCCUACGCAAUAUGUGGUCAAAUGGCUACCAAGUUAUUGUGUCUUAUGACGAAAUAAUUCAAGUGAUACAUCAUAGUGAAUUGUGGCCUGCAAUUCCGUACUGGUGGGGAAAUAAGGAUACAGCACAAAAGCUUAUUGAGGUUUUGGAAAAAAGGAAGCAAAGUGGGCGUCCAGAUGGAUUAUUUGUCGCAGGAAUCAAUCUUACUGCAGAUUUAGGAUAUAUUUUGAAAAAUAUAAACAGCUCUGUUAAAAAAAUGACUCUGAAGGCUCUUCCAUUCCUAAAUUUGUGGGUAAAGAAACAGCAUCCUGGAUCAAAAAAGGACUGCAUUAACAUCAUUGCUGGAGACUUCAUAGAAAAAAAUAAUUUUGUGGAGAAUGUGAUAAACCUUAACAGCAAACUGAUUUUACAAUAAUUCUAUUUUGAUCAUGUUUUGAAAGGAGACGAUGGGACUAACUGCAGGGAUAAAGUAGGAUAUAAUACAGCAAAUAAUUCACCUCCCUCAUAUUUUUAACCUGCAGUUAAGUAUUUAUUUAAAAACUGUAUUUAUGCAUCACUAGAAAAUGUCAUAAGGUUUUUUUUAAAAAAAAUAUUUUAUGGAAAAAAAUGGUUUUCCUGCAAAACGUGCAGCAUCUACAGAAUUUUGAAACGUGGAGAACUUUGAUCAACUAGUUAGUACUGUAUGUUUGACUACCUCUGUGCUGUCCCGCUCACUUGCACGCACAUGUAAUGGUGCUUUAGUAGGUUUAUUAAUGUUUCCUGGCAAUUCCCUACACCAAAACCUCAGAAUGUUCCAAUUAAGUCCAGCCAAAAGCAGACUUAUUUUAGUCCACAGAGCAAUGACCAAUGAGUACACAGGGCACUUGGAAGUUUCCCAGGCAAGAUAAAUCCACCAGGUAAAAUUAAAUCCACAACACAAGAGGGUUCAUGAAGCAAGAAAAAUCCAGAGUUCACAAGGCAUGAUCCAAAGUCAAGGCAUGGUGUCAGUCCAAAGCAAGGUAGGAAUUUCAACGACCAGGAAACAUGUAGCUAAGGAAUGAACAUCAUGUCCCCACCAUUGUUUUCCUGUUGUUUGGCCUGUUGUGCCAAAGAGUGCAGCCCACCAAGAGGGAUGAGGCUACCUCCUCACUGCUGACCUUCACUGCUCUUGCCUUUUCUCUGUCCUUCUUGGAUCAGGUGCAGAAGGCAGUUCCUCAUCAUCACUAACAGGCUGCAGCUGCAUGCUUUUCCCACCUGAGGCCUCAGGGCUGCCAUGCUGCAGCUGCACUUCAGCCAAACCCUUUUCAGCCAGCUGCCUGGAGCUUGACCAACUCCCCUCCUAAUAUGGCUGGACUGGUUCAUCCUCCUCCAAACUGACAUCUGGAGAGGUAACUGGUAACACAACCAGGGGAGUCAUCAUACCAUCCAAGAUCAUGCUUGAAAAGAAGUUGUGCAUUAUAGUAAGUAAUGCUUUUCUCAUAUACACUUGUGUCAUGGCCCCAUCAGAUCCCGGUUCAGAGGAGGAAGAAGAGUUGGAACUGGGACCAUCCGACAGGGAUGGCACAUCUCCUCUCGAAUGCUUGGAGAGGCCAGGGGCUGAGAAAGCUGCUGCCCCAGAUAUCUCAGGCAUUGGAGGAGGUGGUCAACUGAGUGGGAAGCUGCCUGCCCUCACAAACAUGGGGGAGGAUUGUCUGCAGACAGGCAGUGGUGUUGAGAGGCAGUAGAUCCCCUUUGAUGAAGAACAGUUGCCUCCCCCACUCAAUCCAAGGGCAUGGAGAGUGGAGCAGAGGCAAACUCAAAGGAGGUCUGUGAGGUUGCUUGCAAGAAGUCACCCUGCCAGAACACCCGGCUUGGGUUGAAUUAAGCAGAGGCCAGGAAGAGUGCCUUUGCUAGGAACAAUUGUUUGCUUUGGCAUGCACUUCCCUGGCCUUGGAAAAAUUCUGGUUUGAUUUCUGUUUCUGCCUGUGGACUGUGACCCUUGCCUCUUAACUCUUAACCUGUGGGCUUUGACCCUUGCCUCUGGACCCUUAACCUUGUCCUGUGCACCUGGAAUCUUGUGGACCUUGUCUUGUGGAUUUGCACCUUAUUUUUGGACUUCCUCUCUGCCUUUGUGAUUCAGCUCUGGUGAUUUUUGGCUUUUAUUUGUGGGACUGUGAGUGGCUGCCUUCAGGGAAGUUUGGGGUGGAGCUUUGCUGAAUGUUGUAGGUCAAUUUUUUGUGGACUUAACAGAGCAAUAAAGGAACCCAUUGAAACCUG
Molecule: messenger RNA, 8104 nt
Organism: Pantherophis guttatus
Lineage: Eukaryota; Metazoa; Chordata; Lepidosauria; Squamata; Colubridae
Gene: PLCXD1
Product: phosphatidylinositol specific phospholipase C X domain containing 1
Biological process (GO): lipid metabolic process
Molecular function (GO): phosphoric diester hydrolase activity
Source: RefSeq, a predicted model, not a curated record